Messenger RNA from Aspergillus candidus, 728 nucleotides. RefSeq lists its product as uncharacterized. The record is from RefSeq and is a predicted model, not a curated record. The transcript has a single exon. Lineage: Eukaryota; Fungi; Ascomycota; Eurotiomycetes; Eurotiales; Aspergillaceae. The annotation marks the transcript as partial.
UUUACUUAAAGCAGUACAACCAGCCUGUCCUACCCUGCCCUACAUUAUCCCCCCCUCCCCCCCUCUCUUGCCCUACCCACUUACCCUUAUCAUGAACGACGAACGACAUCCCUCUCCGCAAUCACCACGAAGACAUGGUAAGCUUAUGUCGCGAGCAUUGAAUUUUCUAUUUCCUUCUGUGUUCAUUUUCUGUUUCCAUUUCAUGUCUAUUUAUGCCUUUUCACUAUAACGACCCUUACUCAACCACUACCCACGACCUCGAAGAUCACGAAGAAAAAAACGACCCCAAAAAAUGACAAAAAAAAAUGACCCCAGAUCCCAUGCCUACAGCCCAUGACCUCUGAACACUACGAAUCAGGCAAACAAAAACCGAAUACCCUACCUACCUACCUACCCACUGAAUGAUGUCUCCGUCGCAAUGUACUUACUUAUUCAUCUACCUACCCCCCCACCAUCUAUACCAGAACGAGCCAAUCUAGUAUAAAUGAUGGAUGUACGUUUUGGUCUUCCUGCCCCCCUUUUGGCUUGUUCAAAUGACGAUGUUGGAUGGAUGGCCAUCAUAUUAUGAACUCUUGCUUUUGGUUCUUUUCUUUUCACUUUUUUUUCCCUUUUGCCUUGGUCCUCUCAUUCUCCGUAGAGAGAGUGUGUUGGUUGUUGGGAUUUAUCGUUGCUCUAAUCCUAUGCACAUAGUAUGAAGAAUGUCUUAUGUUUAACUGUCUGUAUACACC